GCGCGGGCGGGUACCCGCCCGAAAACCGGCUGGGCGGACCAGUUUUUACUCGGAGUUGACGGUGAUUUAACGGAUUCGGGGAAACCCGUUAUCCGUGGAUAACGGACAUCGGGCGGUGACGGAGUCCAGGCUAUCCACCCCGAGCCCGCCCCGAGCCAUAAAAACGACGUCGUAUUAUGAGCAUAUAUAUAUAUCCAUCAGUCGAGCAGAGAAACCCUAAUCCCUAAUUGGAAAAGCGCCGCUCUCACUCUCUCUUCUCCUCUCAGUUCUCUGCUCUCAAUCGCCGCUCAAAUCCAUCGAUUCGAUUCCCCCUCGCGAAAUUCUCUCCACCCAGGCUGUCAAUCAUUCAUUAUCCACCAAUCAAAGCCUAAUAUCCUCAUCGAUUUAGGCAAAGAACAACAUGCAAAAGGAGAAGAAUCAGAAGAUGACUGUUCCAAUCUCCGAUUCGAGGUUAUUGGGAGGAUUUGUCGUCGAUUAUUGUUACGAUAAUCCAGAACUUGAGAUAAGUACCUUCCAAUUCAAUUCUUCUUUCUUGUUUCAGUUUCUUGCUUUAGUUUUAGAUUCGUUUAAAUUAACUCGAGUCGAUUGGUUCUUUCUAGGGCUCUUCUGUUUCAUCUUCAUCUACACCUGGGACUGCAUGCAUGCUCUGAUACUUGAGGUAAUCCCUAAUCAAAUUUCCUUAGUCAGUUACUCAGUUAGUGUUUAGUAAUUAGUAGUUUGUUGUAUUGACUUUUACUCAUUGGAUUGUAAUGUUUGUACUUUUGUUUGAGUUUUUGCAGUUUUGUAUCAGGCAUCAGUUCACCAUCCACAACUCUGGACAAUAGACCCCCUCUGUCCAGAUUCGAGGUUAGUUAAAGAAUUAAGGACAUUUUACUUAAUUUGGUUUGCAUGUAUUAGGAAUUAGGGACUCGAGUUUCUGUUGAUUGCUUGGGUGUUGGGUCUGCUCAUGAAUCAUGUCUUGUUUAGUAUAAGUGUCUCAUCUGCAUGUUACAAUUGAAUCUAAAAGACUAUAAAUUUGAACCUAGAAAUCUUAUAGCUAAAGCCUAAAAAGUAACCAAGCAAUCCUUUGAUGUUUAUACUCGUUUAUCUCAAUGUCAGAUGGAAGGUGCACCUAAAAAUGUUGUCAAUGCUCCUGUUCCUCCACAACCUGCCCCUGUUGAUCAAAACAACCAACCUGAACAAGUUGGUAAUGGUAACGGUAACUUGGCUAAUGAAAAUUCUGAAGUGCUUGUUGAAGAAUGCAAAUUGACUUCUGAUGUAUGGCCUCAUUACAUUAGGGUUAAGGUUAAUGGGGUUAUUAAAGCUAAGUGCAAGUACUGUCGAAAAAACCUUGGUGGUGAUACUCGUAAUGGAACCUCGCACCUUAGGACUCAUGUGAAAACCUGUAUCCAAAAAAGGAUACAUGAUGGUGCUCAAAAAAUUCUUUGCCCUAAUUACAAAGCAACUGGAAAACCCCAAUUAUCUGCUACACAAUUCAACUCUGAUGUGUCUAGGAAGGAGCUGAGCUAUAUGAUUUUGGUCCAUGAGUACCCUCUUAGCAUUGUUGAACACUUGGGUUUCAAGCGUUUCUGUUGUUCUUUGCAACCACAGUUUACUGUGCCUUGUAGAAAUACUGUGAAGAAAGAUAUAUUGUCUUUGUAUGGGGUUGAAAGGAGUAACUACCAAAAGGUUAUUGAUGGUAAUUUGGGUAGAAUUGCUGUGACCACUGAUUUAUGGACUGCCCCAAACCAGAAGAGGGGUUAUAUGGCAGUCACAGCUCACUUUAUUGAUAAUACUUGGAAGCUAAGAAACUCAAUGCUAAAGUUUUUGUAUGUCCCUACCCCUCAUACGAGUGAGAGGCUUGCAAGAAAACUGUUUCAAUGUCUUCUGAAUUGGAACAUUGAUGGAAAGUUGUCUGCAAUCACCUUGGACAACUGCUCCACUAAUGAUUCCAUGAUUGCUCACCUUAAAAAUAAACUUGUUUUGAAUAACUUGUUGAUGGAUGGUAGACUGCUUCAUAUGAGGUGUUCUGCUCAUAUACUGAACCUUAUUGUGAAAGAUGGUUUGGAUGUGAUAAAGGAUGGAAUCCAUUUGAUUAGGGAGAGUGUGGUGUAUUGGACAUCCACACCUAAGAGGGUCCAGACUUUCAAUGAAGCUGUUAAACAGGUUAAGUUGGCUAUUGGGAAAAAACUUGUGCUUGAUUGUCCAACAAGGUGGAAUUCUACCUAUGAUAUGCUCUCUAUUGCUCUUCUGUACAGAGAUGUCUUUUUUCGUUUAAGACAGAUGGAUAGUCAAUACACAUCAGCUCCUACUAAUGAGCACUGGGAUUUAGCUGCUAUUGUGAUUGAUAAACAGCUCAUUUUCAGUGAGAUGACUGCAUUAUUUUCUGGCACCAAGUACCCCACUGCCAAUCUGUUUUUCUCUAAGGUCUGUGAUCUGAGAUUGAAAUUGAGUGACUGGUGUGCUGAUCUUAAUCCUGUUGUUUCUGCCAUGGCUGGAAAUAUGUGGUUGAAAUUCACAAAGUACUGGGAUGAUAUACAUCUUGUUCUGGCAGUUUCAGUGGUUCUGGAUCCUAGGUACAAAAUGCAUGUCAUUGAGUAUUAUGCUGCUAAGUUUGGCAGCUCUGAUACUUGGUGGCUAAGGAUCUAAAACAGCUGAUUUGUGAUUUGAUUAAUGAUUAUCAAACCAAGGCUGAAAAGAAAUCUAGUUCUUCUGCCAAUGAACCGAUUGGAAAUGCAAAUGCCUCUGUUUCAGCAACUGAUCUUGAUUUCGAGUUGUUUGUUAGUCAGAGGAAAAAGAGCAAAACAACUCUGAUUACUACUGAGUUGGACCAUUAUCUUGAUGAGGAACUUAUUCCUCGUGAUCCAUCUGUUGAAUUUGAUCUCUUGAUGUGGUGGAAGUUGAAUGGCCUUAAGUAUCCUACUUUGCAAGCAAUUGCAAGGGACUUUUUGGCUAUACCAAUAACAUCAGUUGCUUCCGAGAGUGCUUUCAGCUCUGGUGGGAGGUUGUUAGACCCCCACAGGAGCAGGCUCGACUAUUCUACUGUGGAGGCUAUGUUGUGCAGUCGUAGCUGGGUUAGGGAAGCCUGGCUAAGAGGUAACAUGCAAUACCUUCGAGUUUAGUCUUAGUAGUAGCUUUUGGUUCAUUUAAACAAGUGACUGAGUGAGUUUGUUCUAUUUCUGCAGAAUCAGAGGCUUCUGCUGCUGUGGAGGCAAUGGAUGGACUGUUUACUGGGCUGUCAGUUCACGAUUCAAGUGUAGAAGAUCAGGAAAAUGGGGGUAAGUUAGUUGGUUUUUAGUUUUUAGUUGGUAACUUAUGAUUUAUGAACUGCAUAAGUGAACAAAGUUUUUUUUUAUAUUGAUUGCAGUCCAUGAACUUCUGAAUCUGGAUUCACCAUUCUCCUUUGAUGACUGAUUAUUGGAACCUCAGAAGAGAAGGUAUAUAAUAUAAUACAUUCAAACAGACUUUUCUCCUUUAUUGUAAGCUUGUAUAUAUUCCUUCAUAUUUUUGUUUUCUUGCAGGGAAUGAAUGUCAAUUUGUCAUGUGCUGCUUGACUGCUUCUGUUCUUCAAAUCUGGUUGCUGACUUGCUGCCUUGCUGGUGCCUUUGAGAGUUUGGCUUACUGCCUUUGAGAGUUUGAGUGUGCUUUAUUUGUUCCAAAUUUGAACAAUGGAUUGGUGUGUGGCUUACUGCCUUUGAGAGUUUGAGUUUGAGAGUGCUUUACUUGUUUUUUUUUUUUUUGCUACUUAUGACUAUUAGACAGUUGAUGAACUCAUGAAUAAUUGAGGAACUCUUGAAAAUUCAGAGUUCUGGGUGGUGGGUGGGUUGCAGCCUUAUAGGCUUUAUGUUAAGCUGCUUUUGAGCACUGCUCAACUUUGAAUUUGAACUGAAUUAUGUUUUUCCAGUUAUUUUAUUGUUUCAAUAUGUCAAUUAUUUAGGGUUUGUAGCGGGUAACGGGGACCCGUGGAUUCCCCGAAUCCGUUGCUUCACGGUGACGGUAUCAAAUUUGGCCCCGUUGAAUGGCCGAGGACGGGGUCGGGGAAACCCGACACUGUUCACGGACGGGGAACGGAUGGUACGAAUCCGUCCCCGAUCCGCCCCGUUGCCAACCCUACCUUUACCCAAACUAUGCAUGAAACGGGAAAGGAAAGAAAGUAAAGCAGCAGUAUAUAA
Messenger RNA from Linum trigynum, 4151 nucleotides. The record is from the annotation of a GenBank genome assembly. Lineage: Eukaryota; Viridiplantae; Streptophyta; Magnoliopsida; Malpighiales; Linaceae.